Punctularia strigosozonata HHB-11173 SS5 is the source of this 3753-nucleotide messenger RNA. Its product is annotated as Ca-transporting ATPase. The record is from RefSeq and is a predicted model, not a curated record. Gene Ontology annotation, biological process: intracellular calcium ion homeostasis. Gene Ontology annotation, molecular function: ATP binding; ATP hydrolysis activity; ATPase-coupled monoatomic cation transmembrane transporter activity. Gene Ontology annotation, cellular component: membrane. The transcript is spliced from 18 exons. The coding region runs from base 1 to 3753 and encodes 1250 amino acids. NCBI's taxonomy places the organism in Eukaryota, Fungi, Basidiomycota, Agaricomycetes, Corticiales, Punctulariaceae.
AUGCGCGAAGAUGCUGGUGAUCUCGAUUAUGGGUCGUAUCCGCCUUCUCCCAGCGCAUCUCUACCGCUUCUGUCCGCCGAUCCGAUCUUUGGCGGCGAGUCACGCAUUGACAUAGGCGAUACCCUCGAGGACUUGGACUCCCCACCACCGGCUGGUCCGCCCAGUAGACAGACACUCUACGUUGCCGACGAAGAUGCCCAUAUUCGAUUUGUUGGUUUCGAGACCUCUCCUACCCGGCGAUGGGCAUGGAGGCUUUGCUGCGUGCUCAGCCUUGGCAUAGUCGCGUUGCUUGGCCGUUGGUUUCCUCAGAUGUGGCUCCGCUUCGUCACUCGAGAGAAGGCCUUCACCGGUGCGGAGCUCAUAGUUGCCGAGACGGCUUACAGGGAUGUUGCUAUCUUUCCGAUCCGGCAUAUCGACUAUCCAUACGACAUAUUAUCCGCGUUCACAUCUCCGGGUCCGGAUGCUGGAGCUCGAUCGACGAACGGAAACGGGAAAGCUCCGGCAAGACCAUCCGUGACACGCACAUCGACGACAUCAGGCUCCUCCAGCGGUUCCAGCGGGAUUCUUGGCGAACUGACGGUAUUUGACUACCGGUAUGCUAGGUAUGCACUCAACCCUCGUACCGGGCUAUGGGUCGCGGUAAAGGAUUGGCGUGACCCUCGGUGGAACGGGCACAGCGCGAUCUUGCCUGGCUUAGACAGCAAAACUCGCGAACAACGAAGGUUAUUAUUCGGAGAAAAUGAAAUUGAUGUUGAAUCCAAAUCUGUGGGGCAGCUACUCGUCGAGGAGAUUAUCCACCCAUUCUACGUCUUUCAAAUUGUCAGCAUCGGCCUAUGGUCCAUUGAUGACUACUACUACUAUGCAUUCUGCAUAGCACUGAUUUCCGCGCUCAGUAUAUCUAAUACACUCUUCGAGACAAAGAAGACAAUUGCUAGGAUGAGGGAGAUGUCACGUUUUUCCUGUCCGGUGCAUGUCCUUGUGAAUGGUUCAUAUGUAGAAUUGGACUCAACAGCGCUCGUCCCUGGAGAUAUUAUCAACAUCACGGCUUCGCACCUUACCUCCCUCCCUGCUGACAUGUUCCUGCUCUCGGGAGAUGCCAUCGUGAACGAGUCGAUGCUAACUGGUGAAUCGGUCCCGGUGUCGAAGGUUCCCGCCAAAGAUUCAGACUUGAGCAUUUGGAAAUCGAGCACAGAUCUGGCCAAAGAGAGUAGUGGCAGCUUCCUUUACGGAGGAACGAGAGUAGUGCGAGUCAGGGGGGAUAUGGCAGCAGAUGGAAGUCAAGGCGCAGCGUUGGCUGUUGUUGCGAGGACUGGCUUCGCAACAACUAAGGGCGCUCUGGUACGGUCCAUGUUGUUUCCCAAACCGAUGGGCUUCAGCUUCUAUCGGGAUUCCAUCCGGUUCAUUCUAGUCCUUACUGGAAUCGCGGGCCUUGGGUUCUUGGCCAGCGCAGUGCAGUUCGUCCGCCUGGGUGUCCCAUGGCAUACGAUCGUCGUUCGUGCGCUAGAUCUCGUUACAGUUGUCGUCCCACCAGCCCUUCCUGCAACGCUCAGCAUUGGCACCAGUUUCGCGAUAGGGCGUCUGCGCAAACAUGGCGUGUUCUGUAUCUCCCCUAACAGGGUCAAUGUCGCUGGCAAGGUCAACGUCUGCUGCUUCGACAAGACCGGCACCCUCACCGAAGAUGGUCUCGACAUUCUUGGCGUACGACCCGUGGACCGCGCUAUGGAACGCUUCGGAGAACUCAUCGAGGAUAUACGUGACCUUCCGGCUCGCGAUGACAAGGAAAAGGCGAGGUUCUUAUACGCACUCGCGACUUGCCACUCCCUGAAAGUCGUGGAUGGAGAAGUGGUGGGAGAUCCACUGGACGUCAGAAUGUGGGAAUUCACCAAUUGGGAGAUCGAGGAGGGAAGCGUCACUAGUGCUGGAACAGGGGUAAUCAAGGGCGGGAAGACCGGUGAAUCUCGACCCGCUGCACUGGUACAAACUGUGGUCCGUCCUCCAGGUGGGGGAGCGUUCAGAGUCGAGGAUGCGCUAAAGGGUAACACAAGGCGCACCCACUUUUUGGAACUCGGUGUGAUCAGGACAUUCGAUUUCGUCUCCAGCUUGCGUCGCAUGAGCGUCAUAGUUAAGAGACUGAAAAGCAACAGUAUGGAAGUUUACGUUAAGGGAGCUCCCGAGGUUAUGGCGGAAAUCUGUAACAAGGACUCCUUUCCCCAGGAUUAUGAUGAUCUGCUGCAUUAUUACACGACACGCGGCUACCGCGUCAUCGCCAUGGCCGGCAAGAGCGUUGAGGGCUUAUCAUGGUUAAAAGCUCAAAAAUUGAAACGGGAGCAGGCGGAGUCUGGAUUGAAUUUCCUAGGUUUAGUCAUAUUCGAAAACAAACUGAAGCCCGGAACAGGUCCCGCUAUCCAAGCUCUCAGGGAGGCUCAUCUCGCUUGUCGAAUGAUCACGGGUGACAAUCCGCUAACGGCUGUAAGCGUCGCUCGCGAGUGUGGACUCAUCAAACCCGCAGCAUAUGUUUUCGCUCCGCGCUUCGCCACAGGGAAUGCGUCAUCACCUUCGGCACAGCUAGAGUGGGCGUGCAUGGAAGAGAUAGCUUGGAAACUGGAUGAUUAUGAUCUCAAGCCGCUCACACCUCCGCCGCACCACACGGUGGAAGCUGACGAGAUUGACUACCACGACUAUUCGCUGGUUGUCACUGGCGACGUAUUCCGGUGGUUGAUCAACAACGCUCCGUUGGAGACAUUGCAGCGCAUGUUCGUUAAGACGCAAAUAUUCGCACGCAUGUCCCCCGAUGAGAAGAACGAAGUUGUCGAGCGUCUGCAAGGCCUCGGCUAUACCGUAUUGAUGUGCGGUGAUGGUGCAAACGACUGCGCGGCACUGAAGGCUGCGGAUGUCGGGGUGUCCCUGUCGGAGGCGGAGGCAUCGGUGGCUGCCCCCUUCACGAGCCGGACGCCUGACAUAACCUGCGUGCUUGAAGUCAUCAAGGAAGGAAGGGCGGCCCUCGUCACAAGCUUCAGCUGCUUCAAGUACAUGGCGCUCUACUCUCUCAUACAGUUCACCACGAUCACGCUUCUAUAUUCGUUCGCCUCCUCAUUGGGCGACUUUGAGUUUCUGUACAUCGACCUGUUUAUCAUCAUACCGGUCGCGGUGACUAUGGGCCGCACACUUCCGUACGAUCGCAUACACACAAAACGGCCCACAGCAAGCCUCGUGUCAAAGAAAGUCCUGGCGAGUAUCGUUGGUCAAAUCAUCAUAACCAGCGCCAUCCAGUUUUGGACCUUCUUCUGGGUCAAAGACCAGGACUGGUAUAUCCCACCAGCAAAACCAGACCCCAACUCCGAUGACAAUCACCUGAAGGCGACCAAUUACGAGAAUACGGUACUAUUCCUGGUAUCGUGCUUCCAGUACAUACUGGUUGCCGGCGUGUUUAGCAUCGGCCCGCCUUACCGCAAGCCAAUGUGGACGAACCCUCUCCUUAUGCUCUCCCUCGUCGGUCUUGCACUCUUCAACCUCUUGGUCUUGCUGCGACCUCCGCAAGCAUUGGUUGUUAUCCUAGAACUCAUGCCCAUCCCUUCCUCCGCCAGAACGACAUUACUCGGCCUCGUCAUCCUCAACGUUGCCCUUUCGGUGGCAUCCGAGCGGUGGGGUACCGUCCUUGUUACUCGGGCUAUCAGCGCACUGUCUUCGUUGCGGCAGACAAAGCGGCACCGGGAUGGUAAAGUGUACAAAGCCGUCGAGGGGGGGAUGCGAUAG